UGUAAAAGGGGGCAAUCAAAGGCAAUGGAAAAGACUGAGGAGCUUAUAUCCCAGUAACAUAUCCUGGUGACAGGCUAGAUUUUCCAGUUCCCUGUGAUUUGAUCAGCCUUGAGAGGAAUUUGACAGAAGAUGUCACAACAUUUUCACUUCUGGAAAUGGUUAGCUUCAGGAAUUAUCCUUGGUUCCCUCUUCAAAAUCGGCUCUGGACAGUAUGAUGAUGACUGGCAAUAUGAGGAUUGCAAACUAGCUCGGGGAGGACCUCCAGCCACCAUAGUUGCUAUUGAUGAAGAGAGCCGGAAUGGUACGAUUCUGGUGGAUAACAUGCUGAUCAAAGGAACCGCUGGAGGACCAGACCCCACCAUAGAACUCUCUUUAAAGGACAACUUGGACUACUGGGUGUUGUUGGAUCCUGUUAAACAAAUGCUUUUCCUGAACAGCACAGGCAGAGUUCUGGAUAGAGAUCCACCAAUGAACAUACACUCCAUCGUGGUGCAAGUCCAGUGCAUCAACAAAAAGGUGGGCACUGUUAUCUACCAUGAAGUCCGGAUCGUGGUGAGAGACAGGAAUGACAACUCACCCUCAUUCAGGCACGAGAGCUACUAUGCCACAGUGAAUGAGCUCACUCCAGUUGGUACCACAGUAUUUACAGGAUUUUCAGGAGACAAUGGAGCUACAGACAUAGAUGACGGCCCAAAUGGACAGAUAGAAUAUGUUAUUCAAUAUAAUCCAGAUGAUGCGGCAUCAAAUGACACCUUUGAAAUUCCCCUCAUGUUGACUGGAAAUGUAGUGUUAAGGAAGAGGCUCAACUAUGAAGAUAAGGCUCGCUACUUCGUUAUCAUCCAAGCAAAUGACCGCGCACAAAAUCUAAAUGAACGGCGAACCACCACCACCACCCUCACAGUGGAUGUUCUGGAUGGAGAUGACUUGGGUCCAAUGUUUCUUCCUUGUGUCCUGGUGCCAAAUACUCGUGAUUGUCGUCCACUCACCUAUCAAGCUGCCAUACCUGAGAUGAGGGCUCCGGCUGAACAGGACAAUGGUCAUCCUCUUCCAGCAUUUGCGAGUCUACAUAUUGAAAUAUUGGAUGAAAACAAUCAGAGCCCAUAUUUCACAAUGCCCAGUUAUCAAGGCUAUAUCCUGGAAUCUGCUCCAGUGGGAGCAAUUAUUUCUGACAGUCUAAAUUUGACCACCCCUCUAAGAAUUGUAGCUCUGGACAAGGAUAUAGAAGAUACAAAAGACCCAGAGCUUCACCUUUUCCUGAAUGAUUACACCUCUGUCUUCACCAUCACACAGACUGGUAUCAUUCGCUUCCUCACCUUACUUCAACCAGUAGACAGGGAAGAACAGCAAACUUACACCUUUUCGAUAACAGCAUUUGAUGGUGUGCAAGAAAGUGCGCCAGUUAUUGUCAAUAUCCAGGUGAUGGAUGCAAAUGAUAACACUCCAACCUUCCCUGAAAUAUCCUAUGAUGUCUAUGUUUAUACAGACAUGAGCCCUGGGGACAGUGUCAUACAGCUCACUGCAGUCGACGCGGAUGAAGGGUCAAAUGGGGAGAUCACCUAUGAAAUCCUGGUUGGGGCUCAGGGAGACUUCAUCAUCAAUAACACAACAGGGCUUAUCGCCAUCGCUCCGGGGGUGGAAUUGAUAGUCGGGAGGACUUACGCGCUCACAGUCCAAGCAUCAGAUAAUGCUCCUCCUGCAGAGAGAAGGCACUCCAUCUGCACUGUGUACAUUGAAGUGCUUCCUCCAAAUAAUCAAAGCCCUCCCCGCUUCCCACAGCUGAUGUAUAGCCUUGAAAUCAGUGAAGCCAUGAGAAUCGGUGCAGUUCUAUUAAAUCUACAGGCAACUGAUCGAGAGGGAGACCCAAUAACAUAUGCCAUUGAGAAUGGAGACCCUCAGAGAGUUUUUAAUCUUUCAGAAACUACUGGGAUUCUAACCUUAGGCAAAGCCCUGGACAGAGAAAGCACCGAUCGCUACAUUCUGAUCGUCACUGCUUCUGAUGGCAGGCCAGACGGGACCUCAACUGCUACAGUAAAUGUGGUGGUGACAGAUGUCAAUGACAAUGCUCCGAUGUUUGAUCCCUAUCUGCCUAGAAAUCUGUCUGUGGUGGAGGAAGAAGCCAAUGCCUUUGUGGGUCAAGUAAAGGCAACAGACCCUGAUGCUGGAAUAAAUGGCCAAGUGCACUACAGUUUGGAUAACUUCAAUAAUCUUUUUCGGAUCACAUCCAACGGGAGUAUUUACACAGCAGUGAAGCUUAAUAGAGAAGUCAGGGACUACUAUGAACUUGUGGUUGUGGCAACUGAUGGAGCAGUACACCCUCGUCACACAACUCUAACACUGGCCAUAAAAGUUUUAGAUAUUGAUGAUAACAGUCCUGUGUUUACCAAUUCAACAUAUACAGUUGUUGUUGAAGAGAAUCUGCCAGCUGGAACCACGUUUCUUCAAAUAGAGGCCAAAGAUGUUGACCUUGGAGCAAAUGUGUCUUAUCGGAUAAGAAGCCCUGAAGUGAAGCACUUUUUUGCGCUACAUCCAUUUACAGGAGAACUAUCCCUGUUAAGAAGUUUGGACUAUGAGUCAUUUCCAGACCAGGAAGCAAGUAUCACUUUUCUAGUAGAAGCCUUUGAUAUUUAUGGAACAAUGCCACCUGGUAUUGCUACUGUCACAGUGAUAGUAAAGGAUAUGAAUGAUUACCCUCCCAUAUUUACUAAACGAAUCUACAAAGGAAUGGUGGCUCCAGAUGCUGUCAAAGGCACACCUAUCACAACAGUUCACGCUGAAGAUGCAGACCCUGCUGGAUUACCUGCAAGUCAUGUGAGGUAUAGAGUAGAUGAUGUUCAGUUUCCUUAUCCUGCCAGUAUUUUUGAUGUAGAAGAAGAUUCUGGAAGAGUAAUAACUCGCGUCAAUCUUAAUGAAGAACCUACGACAAUUUUUAAGUUGGCGGUUGUGGCUUUUGAUGAUGGUGAGCCUGUGAUGUCCAGCAGUGCCACAGUGAAAAUUCUCGUCUUACAUCCUGGAGAAAUCCCUCGCUUCACACAAGAGGAAUACAGACCCCCUCCAGUAAGUGAACUUGCAACCAGAGGGACUAUGGUUGGUGUAAUUUCUGCUGCAGCCGUCAAUCAGAGUAUUGUGUACUCCAUUGUUUCAGGAAACGAAGAGGAUACAUUUGGAAUUAAUAACAUCACUGGUGUUAUCUAUGUGGAUGCUCCUCUGGAUUAUGAGACAAGGACGAGCUACGUACUUCGAGUCCAAGCUGACUCCCUGGAAGUGGUCCUCGCCAAUCUCCGAGUUCCUUCGAAAAGCAAUACAGCUAAAGUGUAUAUUGAGAUUCAAGAUGAAAAUGAUCAUCCCCCGGUGUUUCAGAAAAAAUUCUACAUUGGAGGUGUAUCUGAAGAUGCAGGAAUGUUUGCCUCUGUUCUCAGAGUUAAGGCUACUGAUAAAGAUACUGGCAAUUACAGUGCCAUGGCAUACAGACUCAUAAUACCACCAAUUAAAGAGGGAAAAGAAGGAUUUGUGGUGGAAACAUAUACAGGGCUUAUCAAAACUGCUAUGCUCUUCCAUAAUAUGAGGAGAUCCUACUUCAAGUUUCAAGUCAUCGCAACUGACGAUUAUGGGAAGGGACUAAGUGGCAAAGCAGACGUACUUGUCUCUGUGGUCAAUCAGUUGGAUAUGCAAGUCAUUGUUUCCAGUGUGCCCCCUACUCUGGUGGAAAAAAAAAUAGAAGAUCUUACAGAGAUUUUAGAUCACUAUGUUCAGGAGCAAAUUCCUGGUGCCAAGGUUGUAGUGGAGUCCAUUGGUGCUCGCCGGCACGGAGAUGCAUUUUCUCUGGAAGAUUACACCAAAUGUGACUUGACUGUCUAUGCGAUUGACCCCCAAACCAACAGGGCCAUCGACAGAAAUGAGCUUUUUAAAUUUUUGGACGGCAAAUUGCUCGAUAUCAAUAAAGACUUUCAGCCAUAUUAUGGGGAAGGAGGACGCAUUCUGGAGAUCCGGACUCCAGAGGCUGUGACCAGCAUUAAAAAACGAGGAGAAAGUCUAGGCUACACCGAAGGCGCCUUGCUGGCGCUGGCCUUCAUCAUCAUUCUCUGCUGUAUUCCUGCCAUCUUGGUGGUUUUGGUCAGCUACAGACAGUUUAAAGUUCGCCAAGCGGAGUGCACCAAGACCGCGCGAAUCCAGUCGGCGCUCCCCGCGGCUAAGCCUGCGGCGCCCGCCCCGCCCGUGGCCGCGCUCCCGCCCCCGCCCCCGGCUGCACAUCUCUAUGAAGAGCUCGGGGACAGCGCAAUGAGAGGUUAUGCAUCAGAGCAGCAACAGCAGCUGCUGAGACCUUCUCUUCUUAAACCAGAGGAGUUAUCCAUGGAGUCUGGAAUUGAUCCUGGCCAGGAAUAUGGACAAGAGCAUUACAGUUAUGAGCAUGGGUAUGAAAUGCCUCAAUAUGGAAGUCGCCGUCGUUUGUUACCACCUGUUGGACAAGAGGAAUAUGGUGAGGUAGUUGGUGAAGCUGAUGAGGAAUAUGAAGAGGAAGAGGAAAAGGCCAAGGAAAUUAAAAAACCGAAAGUUGAAAUUAGAGAGCCUAGUGAGGAGGAAGUAGUUGUUACUCUGGAAAAACCACCAGCACCUGAGCCUACAUACACAACAUGGAAGAGAGCCAGGAUAUUCCCGAUGAUCUUUAAGAAAGUUAGAGGACUGGCGGACAGAAGAGAGGUCACAGGCCUGGAGGGUGAGGAGUGGCAGAGAGGCCUUGAGGAAGAAGAUAAGGAUUAUUUGAAGUUAACUCUGGACCAAGAUGAAGCUACAGAAAGCACCGUAGAGUCAGAGGAAGAAUCCUCAAGUGACUACACUGAGUACAGUGAGGAGGAGUCGGAGUUCAGUGAGUCUGAGACAACGGAGGAGGGGUCUGGGUCAGAGACACGGUCUGAGGAGGAGGAAAGUUCUACGCCUGCAUCAGAUGAGUCAGAAUCUACAGAGUCGGAAGGAGAAAAGGCAAGGAAAAACAUCUUUAUUGCAAGAAGACGACCCAUUGCUGAAGAGGUCAAGGAAGUCAAAGGCAGAAAAGAAGCAGCACCCCAAGAGCCAGAAGUGCCAAAGGUGGAAGAAGACGAGCACCCAGCGGGAGAGGACAGCGAGCUGACCGCUGAGCGGGAACCGACAGACCGUGAGUCUCAAGACGCCACUGAGGAGGGCAGUGCAGAAUCAGCUUCGGUCGAAAGCAGUUUGGAAAGUGAGGAGGAGUCAGGAUCGGUCAGCAGCAGUAGUGAAAGUCAGUCCGGAGGUCCGUGGGGCUUUCAGGUGCCAGAGUACGAAUCAAGCAAGCGUGCACCCCGACGGAAGUCUCCGGGAGCCAGUGAGGGUUACAACACGGCCCUCUGA
This is a messenger RNA of Manis javanica (Malayan pangolin), 5361 nucleotides long. The record is from RefSeq and is a predicted model, not a curated record. Lineage: Eukaryota; Metazoa; Chordata; Mammalia; Pholidota; Manidae.